Molecule: messenger RNA, 1778 nt
Organism: Pelobates cultripes (western spadefoot toad)
Lineage: Eukaryota; Metazoa; Chordata; Amphibia; Anura; Pelobatidae
Source: the annotation of a GenBank genome assembly
AUGUGCGCUCGUACAUUAAGCAUUAUCACCAGCAAUGCUGUAUGUGUGCUCGUACAUUUAGCAUUAUCGCCAGCAGUGCCGUAUGUGUGCUCGUACAUUCAGCAUUAUCGUCAGCAGUGCGGUAUUUACAUUCAGCAUUAUCGCCAGCAGUGCCGUAUGUACGAAUGUACAUUCAGCAAUAUCGCCAGCAGUGCCAUAUGUGCGCUCGUACAUUCAGCAUUAUCGCCAACAGUGCCGUACGUGCGCUCGUACAUUCAGCAUUAUCGCCAGCAGUGCCGUAUGUUCGCAUGUACAUUCAGCAUUAUCGCCAGCAGUGCCGUAUGUGCGCAUGUACAUUCAGCAUUAUCGCCAGCAGUGCCGUAUGUGCGCAAGUACAUUCAGCAUUAUCGCCAGCAGUGCCGUAUGUAAGCAUGUACAUUCAGCAUUAUCGCCAGAAGUGCCGUAUGUGUGCAUGUACAUUCAGCAUUAUCACCAGCAGUGCUGUAUGUACGCUCGUACAUUCAGCAUUAUCACCAGCAGUGCCUUAUGUACGCAUGUACAUUCAGCAUUAUCAACAGCAGUGCCGUAUGUGCGCUCGUACAUUCAGCAUUAUCACCAGCAGUGCCGUAUGUGCGCUCGUACAUUAAGCAUUAUCACCAGCAGUGCUGUAUGUGUGCUCGUACAUUAAGCAUUAUCACCAGCAGUGCUGUAUGUGUGCUCGUACAUUUAGCAUUAUCGCCAGCAGUGCCGUAUGUGUGCUCGUACAUUCAGCAUUAUCGUCAGCAGUGCGGUAUUUACAUUCAGCAUUAUCGCCAGCAGUGCCGUAUGUACGAAUGUACAUUCAGCAAUAUCGCCAGCAGUGCCAUAUGUGCGCUCGUACAUUCAGCAUUAUCGCCAACAGUGCCGUAUGUGCGCUCGUACAUUCAGCAUUAUCGCCAGCAGUGCCGUAUGUUCGCAUGUACAUUCAGCAUUAUCGCCAGCAGUGACGUAUGUGCGCAUGUACAUUCAGCAUUAUCUCCAGCAGUGCAGUAUGUGCGCAAGUACAUUCAGCAUUAUCGCCAGCAGUGCCGUAUGUAAGCAUGUACAUUCAGCAUUAUCGCCAGAAGUGCCGUAUGUGUGCAUGUACAUUCAGCAUUAUCACCAGCAGUGCUGUAUGUGCGCUCGUACAUUCAGCAUUAUCGCCAGUAGUGCCGUAUGUGUGCUUGUACAUUCAGCAUUAUCGUCAGCAGUGCGGUAUUUACAUUCAGCAUUAUCGCCAGCAGUGCCAUAUGUGCGCUCGUACAUUCAGCAUUAUCGCCAGCAGUGCCUUAUGUAUGCAUGUACAUUCAGCAAUAUCGCCAGCAGUGCCAUAUGUGCGCUCGUACAUUCAGCAUUAUCACCAGCAGUGCCUUAUGUACGCAUGUACAUUCAGCAUUAUCACCUGCAGUGCCGUAUGUGCGCUCGUACAUUAAGCAUUAUCACCACCAGUGCCGUAUGUGUGCUCGUACAUUUAGCAUUAUUGCCAGCAGUGCCGUAUGUGUGCUCGUACAUUCAGCAUUAUCGUCAGCAGUGUGGUAUUUACAUUCAGCAUUAUCGCCAGCAGUGCCAUAUGUGCGCUCGUACAUUCAGCAUUAUCGCCAACAGUGCCGUACGUGCGCUCGUACAUUCAGCAUUAUCGCCAGCAGUGCCGUAUGUUCGCAUGUACAUUCAGCAUUAUCGCCAGCAGUGCCGUAUGUUCGCAUGUACAUUCAGCAUUAUCGCCAGCAGUGCCGUAUGUGCGCAAGUACAUUCAGCAUUAUCGCCAGCAGUGCCGUAUGUAA